AUGAACGAAGUCGCUCCAAAUUCUCCCAGCGUGCCCUGCACUUCAUCAACUCCCUUCGAAAACCUUCAUUUCCACCUUGACACUGCCUCUCGACGCGUACUUGACAGCGUCAGCCAUCCCAUUACAGAGCAGACGACCCUCAAAGAAACCACAUUGCAAUUCGACUCAUCAAUUCACCUCAGUCAGGACACUCAAGCGUGUAUAUUAUCUAUCGUCUCAUCCUCGUCACCAUGCCCUGCAACAACACCACAACUGCCGCCUCCAACACCGAAUGGCACGCUGAUGGCGACACGGCAAUUGCUAUUGCUUUCGGCACCAUUGGACUUUUCCUCUCUGGCCUGCAAGUGCUGUUCAGCUGGCUUGCUCUCAGAAGGGGCCCAUAAAGCUCCCCAAGUAAGUAGCUUCAUCCAACUCAGUUUUACGCAGGCUGAUCUAGAAUUGUAUAGAAUAUCAUAUCGACAAGCUCGGAAUAGGACAACAAUGGUUUGGUGGAAGUGCAUUACGAACGCAUUGACUGAAUCGCGCAUUCAGUCUUCAAUUUAUUGUAUUUUAGUGUUAGAUUCUAUGUCCCUUUCUCUCAACUACCCUAAGUGUAGACGAUUUCAUGCGUGCACAUCCUCAAAAUUAUAUCUGAUGGCUAGUGUUGACAUUUCCCCUCUCGAUCUGCCGUUCUCAUCCCUCUUGUCACCAACACCCUUAAUCUACCGUUAUUCCUACCUCAUCUCCACCUACCUACACACGAUCUUCAUCUGGGUUCCACUAACCAUCUCUGUAAGGGCCUUAACUGAGAGCAGCUUACCAUACUCUAUCCAUAUCCGGAUGGAAAAUCCUCAUGCACAGAGACGCGACUCAAACACCAUCCCUGUCCCUGUAUGCACGUAUGGCAUGCAUCCCUCUUAUCAGCGAGCACACCAUCCCGCUGGGCGUGGGGGUCCUCGGGACGCCAUGAUUGCGAUUGCAGAAGCAUCGCAUUUGCAGAACGCGAGCUUACACCCCUUUCCUGUUCCAGACCACACCACUCCCUGCAACCCCGCUAGCUUAGGUGCACGACAAACAUCAAGUUCUGCGCCGCCUUCGCCGUGUAUCGCGUUUGCAUGCGGUCAUCUAGCUCUAAUCAGGAUUCCCGAUACUCGAACCGCAACCGUCCGCUUUCAUCUGUAUAGGGCUACCGAUUUCGCUAGCGUGUCUCGCUUUCCCCUGGAGUUGGAGACGGGCGGGCGGACGGGGCACAUCCGAUCGUAUUGA
Molecule: messenger RNA, 1245 nt
Organism: Lindgomyces ingoldianus
Lineage: Eukaryota; Fungi; Ascomycota; Dothideomycetes; Pleosporales; Lindgomycetaceae
Exons: 7
Coding region: 1-1245 (414 amino acids)
Source: RefSeq, a predicted model, not a curated record